Messenger RNA from Prorocentrum cordatum, 1293 nucleotides. The record is from the annotation of a GenBank genome assembly. Lineage: Eukaryota; Dinophyceae; Prorocentrales; Prorocentraceae.
AUGCCGAGCUACAUCAGCAGGGACGACGAAGCGUACCACGAUGUGGUCAAGGGCUUCGACACGGAGUAUUUCAAGCGCCAAAGGAUGGAGCGGUUGUCGGCCCGGGCCAAAGAGUGGAACUCUCUCUAUCAAGAGCUGAACUGGUUCCUCAACCAGAUAGUGCACGAGGGCCCAGACGAUGCCGCUGACGAGGCCAAUAGACUCGACAACUGGCUGCGGAACUUCACGAAGACGGGCCUCGAGGAGAUGCCAGAAUAUCUGGACUUUGGCACGAACUGCCAGCAGGCGAUCCCACUGGAUCAACUACGCGGGUGGCUACUUCUACAGCGCUCGCGGCUCACGCCGACCGAGCGCGCAGCGGUCAUCAGCGCCGUCGAGGAGACCUCUGACUACGAGAGUAUCGGCGAGCAGCUGCGAGUACCGUGGCCAGAUGACGAGCUGACGAACCGCGACAGAAAGGAGAAGGAGCACCAAGGCCGCCAGCGAGACCGCGGACGCAUUCACGCUGGAUGGGAACAAUGCGAAGACGAACCAGACGCUGAAGAGCACAUCUACCACGAACAGUCCGAGACGUCAGUCGGCACCGAGAACGAGGACGACAACAACCCGGAGGAGCCGCCAAACAGCAAGCCGUCCGACAAGGACAAGAGAACAUCAUCCAGAGACCCGAAGGCGAAGACAAGUCGCAGGGGACUCUGUCUGAAGUGCGGCGGCAAUCACGAGACGAAGGAUGACAUGCCGAGGAGCCAGUCUGCCGACCGUGAUCGUGGACCGAAGCAGGGCUUCUCCUCGCUCGUGUUUUACAACAUCCAGCGCGACGCCGAGAUGGAGGUGACGACGAUCAAGCACGACAGGUCGCUGCGCGAACUAGAGGACACGCCGAGCAAGCCAGAGGUUCCGAAGCGCCACGACGAGAAGCUCCCGAUCCUGGCCGCGCUGGAAGCUGCCGAGCAGCUGCGCGACCUGAUCUACGACGCGACGGGCAAGAACAUCAAGAUGGACACCUCACAGAAGACGACGUUCAUCUUCGGCGACGGCAACUCCAAGACCUGCACUGGCAAGGCUACGUUCCCGCUGAACAUUGCCGGCGUGGAUGGCAACCUGGAGAUUGACAUCCUGGACGCCGAAGCUCCGUUGCUGAUCGGAGUGAGCGUGCUACGACGGCUCGGAGCCGCGAUCGACUGCGAGAAGAACGAGAUCUAUUUCAAGAAGCUCGGUCGCCGAGCUCAGCUGCUCUCCCGUCCGAGCGGAGAUUUUGCACUGACUUUAGUGGCCGAAGCAGACUUCGGUUUC